Molecule: messenger RNA, 3372 nt
Organism: Engraulis encrasicolus (European anchovy)
Lineage: Eukaryota; Metazoa; Chordata; Actinopteri; Clupeiformes; Engraulidae
Gene: trmt44
Product: tRNA methyltransferase 44 homolog
Exons: 12
Coding region: 42-2438 (798 amino acids)
Biological process (GO): tRNA methylation
Molecular function (GO): tRNA (uridine) methyltransferase activity; metal ion binding
Source: RefSeq, a predicted model, not a curated record
GAUGGCUGCAUUGCAGUUGUGUUGACAGUAGCCCCGAAAUCAUGGUAAAAACAGGUAACGUAAAGUUUGGCGACAAGUCCAAUUUCCUGCCAGAGGGAUUUUGGUCAGCGGUUGACGUUUGGAUAAAGAAACCCCACGUCGUUAACAAGAGACUUUGCGGAGCUACACAGACAGAGGACAGGGACGUAGACAUUGCAGAGCUGAAGGAACUCCUUCCUAAAUUGACACAGUGCACCAGUGAUGAACUCAACGAAGUUGUCUUAUUCUUGAGCAAUAGCUCAGAUCAAAAUGACCACUCGACAGACACACAGUGGAGUCUCACAAUCAGGACAAUCAUCCCUAAAGUCAACACAUACGGGAGCAAUGUACACAAGGAGGUCAUUCUCAGAGGUCUCACAGGGCAAAAAGUGACAUUCCUGCCCAUAGAGCAGGACAAAGACGGCCAACAUUCCCUCCGGAAAAGCAAUGUUUACCAAAUUCAACUGAAUGGGUUGACAGAUGAGGUUUGGACCAUGUCUCUCCACACCCUGCACCCCGAGGCCUGGGUGUGUGAUGGGGUGGCGUACCCCAAACUGGCCUGGCUGGGGGGAGACCUGCUGGCCAAGCUGGCACGCUGGGCUACAGACUCACACAGUAGUGAGUUCAAGAGCACACUGUCGCUCAUCCCCAUCGAGAAGUACAGCCUCCGAUACCAGCAGCUCAAAGACAAGUACAAGAACAUGGUCAAGGUGUGGCCUGAAGUUACAGACCCAGAGAAGUUUGUGUAUGAAGAUGUGGCCAUCGCCACCUAUCUCCUGGUCUUGUGGGAGGAGGAGCGAGCAGAGAAGGGUUUGAUUGACAGGCAGUCAUUUGUGGACCUUGGCUGUGGCAACGGACUCCUGGUACACAUCCUCACCAACGAGGGGCAUCCAGGAAAAGGCAUUGACGUACGCAAGCGCAACAUCUGGGACAUGUACGGCCCACAGACACAUCUGGAGGAGAGUGCAAUUUCACCGGGUGAAGGCUGUCUGUUUCCCAAUGCUGAUUGGCUGAUUGGAAACCACUCUGACGAACUCACACCAUGGAUACCACUCAUCGCUGCCAGAUCCUCGUCCUCGUGUCGCUUCUUUCUGCUCCCCUGCUGUUUCUUUGACUUCUAUGGGAAGCACCAGAGGAGGCGCUGUGGAGCCUCUCAGUACAGAGAGUACAUCGACUACAUCUCACACAUCUGCACUCAGUGUGGAUUUGAGACACAGGAAGACUGCUUGAGGAUACCCUCUACCAAACGGGUGUGCCUCAUAGGCCGAGGCCGCAGCUAUUCCGCAUCGGAGGAGGCCGCUGUGGAGGAGCAGAGGCGCGAACUCCUGUCACUAUCCCGUCAACGCCACCAGCACCACCCCGCCUCCUCCUCCUCCUCAAACGCCACCCAUCUCCAAGGAGACGCUGACAGACAGCAACAGGACGGGGAGGUGGAGGAGGAGGGAGGAUGCAGUCGUCACGACAACCCGAGUGAUGGUGACGGGUGGGGGGGCGGGGGGUUCCGGCCGCGGGAGAGGGUGGAAGUGGUGAGGAACUGUGCCACGCUGCCAAGGGAGUUUGUGGACGGGGUGGUGCUACGGGUGGCGCGGACACUACUCGGACUCACCUGCAGGGGGCAGCAAGAGCAGCAGGAGGAGGAGGAGAAUGGGCAGAAUGGGAAGAAGGAGAAGGAUGGAGAGGAAGAGGAGGAGGAGGAGGUGGUGAAGAAGAAGAAGAAGAAGAAGAAUGGAGAGGAAGACUUGAUAAAGAGCAGGGGGCAGCGGCAACAACAAGAAGACAAGAAUGGGGGGAAUGAAGUGAAGGAGAAAAAGAUGGAUGGAGAGGAGGUGAAGAAAGAAGAGGAGGAGGAGAUGGGCAGAAAAAGAGAGGGGCGGCUGCAGCAGCAGGAUGAGGGGGAGGAGAUGGAGGUGGAGAAAGAUGGUCAGAAGGAGGAGAACAAGAAGAAGGAGGAGGAGGAGGAGGAUGAUGAAGAGGAGGCGGCGAAGAGGAAGGCAUGGAACAGUGGAGGCAGUCUGUCUAUCCGUGAGGUGGCUGAGCUGCUGGAUGCGUCAGAGCUGCAGAGGCUGAAGAGUGAGUGUGGAGGCCUACAGACGCUACUCCGAAACAACCACCAGGUCUUCAGAGUGGAGGGAGGACGGGUGUAUAUCCGGGACUGGAGGGCCGCGGUGUUGAGCCGAGGAGGAGCCAGAAGGGGAGGGGCCAGAAGAGGAAGAGGAGGGGCAUCCAUGGGGACAGGAGGUGACGCCACUAAGCGUAAACCCCUGGCCUCACCACCUGAUGGCGCCGUGAAGACUCGUCUGUGCUGGUUCCAUGCCCACCACCCUCACGGCUGCCCCCUCCCUGGCCCGCAGUGCCCCUUCGCCCACGGCCCCGACGAACUACGACCCUCCACGCGGCCAAUCAAGAAGCCCAGACACUGAUGAUGCCAUGGGAUCAUGUGACUGAGGACUGGUCUGUGAUUGGCUAGAUGGAUGGCGAUGAUUUUUCUAGGCUACGUCUGAAGCUGAGGGCUGGCAACGUCAUGACUUUGAAUUUGUCCGUGUGACCGCGUUAUUGUGAAGUGAACAGAAAGUGACCUGUGGCGAUCCUACAAUGAUUCCCCUCUCCCGAUGGAAAAAAAGGGCAAAAAAUGCAAAUGCAAAAAAGGCCUAUAACACCUGAUAUAUGCUAAUACCAUGUCCAAUAGUUUGACAUUGGCGUGGUAAUAACAUGUUAAUAGCGCUAAUUUGCGUGAUGUCGUCAGGGACGGAGUUUUGCAAUGGUGUCGCCCCCUCAUGGGUGUUGCGCAGGGCAAUUGCCCAAUCGGCCUUCCCCUAGGACCACCCCUGACAGUGCCGCAGCAGUCACUGAAAUAAAUCCAUCCUAAUGCCUUCCACAACUGUGAUUUGUUUCUGACUGCGCAAGCUCAUAUACAGAUUUGUUUAUUUUUGUUUAUUUGUUUUUAUUAUUUUCUUGCUUUUGUAACAGAGGCCAACUAUAGCAGAGUGUGGCGUGGAACGUAAGUAAACCAUCCUCCCGAAGCCUCAAUACAGUGCGGUAGCGUUGGGCUAGCGGUCUCAUAUUGUGCCUUUCAUUGCCGAACCGAUGUGUUGACGAGGCUGCGAGAUUGCGGUUCCGAAGUGGACGAACCACCGCUGGAUUGGCCAUAGGGCAUACCGGGCAUUUGCCCGGUGGCCUGACCGUCUUUUCUUAUUUUUUUAUUCAGGCCAAACCCAUUACAUACGUAGCAGACCACUUUACCUACCCUGCAGGCCACUUACUGCAACAUGGAUGAUGGGAAAGUUCAAAGAAAUAACUGUAUUGAACUAUCUAUAUAAUAAUAAAGAGUAGAUUCGUUCUAUAUAUACCCUUAAC